Molecule: messenger RNA, 2276 nt
Organism: Malaya genurostris
Lineage: Eukaryota; Metazoa; Arthropoda; Insecta; Diptera; Culicidae
Product: putative inorganic phosphate cotransporter
Exons: 5
Coding region: 436-1896 (486 amino acids)
Biological process (GO): transmembrane transport; monoatomic anion transport
Cellular component (GO): plasma membrane
Molecular function (GO): transmembrane transporter activity
Source: RefSeq, a predicted model, not a curated record
UCAGCUGAUAGUGAAAAGUUCAACAAUAACAUCGGAACAGUGUUAUAACCAAUACAAAACUAUUGAAAUAAUUAUUCUCAUUUACGCUUGAUCGAGUUCCGUAGCAUACGCAGUGAGCUGCCAUCCGAGAUGACCUAAAACGCAUUCAGAUCAAUGUAUUAUCGAAACAACCUUCCAUAUGGUAUGGUGGCUUAGUGAUAGUGAAGCCUGAAAUCGAAACCAGCAGUGUGUCUGUUGUCGGUUGAGUUUGUUGACCAACAUGCUAUCAUUCUCACUGCCUCCCAAGACUAUCCGCUUAUCGUCUGCUACAGUUGAAAAAGAAAAACCGCUGGACCUACCGAGAGGAUCCUUCUACAUUGCCAGAAUUGUAGUAUCACUAAACGAAACGACGCAUCUGGGAUAAAUUAGCACUAACGGGCACCGCAAGCCAACACAAUGUUCUGUUGCUGCCGCACUCGCUAUGACUACCGUCCCAUCGAACUGGCAUUUCAACCGAGUGGCUUCGGGAUCCGACACCUGCAGACCGUGCUGUUAUUCUUCGGGCUAACGGUUGCCUAUGCACUACGAGUGAACCUCUCCGUCGCCAUCGUGGCGAUGGUGGACAAAAAAGCGGCCAACGAAGAAUUCGAGGAAUUCAAUUGGAACGAGGAAACGCAGUCGAUCAUUUUGAGUAGCUUUUUCUGGGGAUACGUAGUGACUCAGGUUCCUGCCGGCCAAAUGGCUCAACGGUUUGGGGCAAAAAUUCUUUUGCUCUUUUCACUCGGAAUUUGUUCCUCGCUGGCUGUGCUGACCCCUGUCUUUGCUCAUAUUGGUGAUAGUAAGCUCGUGAUAGCCCUCCGGAUAAUACAAGGUCUCAGUCAGGGUUUCAUCUUCCCAUCAACGCACACUUUACUGUCCAAAUGGGCCCCUGUUUCGGAACGUGGUCGCCUGGGAACCUACUGCUAUGCCGGAGCUCAAUUUGGAACUGUCAUCAUGUUGGCUAUUAGUGGAGUUUUGGCAUCGUCUUCCAUUGGUUGGCCUGGAAUAUUCUAUGUAUCAGGAGCAGCCGGUCUGGUAUGGACUGUUUUGUGGUACUUUUUCGGAGGCAAUUCUCCGGUAGAGCAUCCUACCAUUACUGCUGAAGAGCGAGAUUUCAUAGAAAAUUCACUAGGAAAUCAGGACCACAGUAAACGUAUCGUUACACCCUGGAAAGCUAUAUUCACUUCAGCUCCUAUGAUCGCUCUGAUCAUCGCACAUAGUAGCCACAAUUGGGGCUUCUGGACAUUACUUACUGAAAUGCCUACAUAUAUGAAAAACGUUCUCGGCCUAAAUAUAAAAAGUAAUGCACUGUUAUCUAGUUUGCCGUACUUGGUUAUGUGGAUACUUAGCUUCGUUUUCAGUCCCAUUUCGGAUUUCUUGAUAAAUCAAAACUAUCUUUCCCGUGUAACAAGUCGGAAGCUUUUCAACUCCAUAGGAUUAUGGAUUCCAAUGGGCGCUUUGAUCGGUCUUGCUUAUGUACCCAAAGGCGGUACUGAGUUAGCGAUUGGUCUGCUAACUGCUGCUGUUGGCAUAAAUUCGGCGACAUAUCUCGGAUUCCAAGUGAACCACAUCGAUUUGGCUCCCAAUCAUGCUGGCACUAUGAUGGGUAUCACAAAUUGUGCAGCCAAUAUCAUGUCAAUUAUUGCUCCACUGAUCGUUGGCCAAGUACUGAGUGACGCGAAAGAUCCAGUCCAAUGGAGAACCGUGUUUUACAUCGCAGCGGCAAUUUAUUUCUUAGGAAACCUUACAUUUGUGCUACUUGGUAAAGCUGACAUCCAGCCUUGGAAUGAAGCACAAUCAAACAAAAAAGACGAUGAUACAGAAGCUGCUGUGCCAAACAACCAGAACGCUACAGAACAUAUGAACCACACAGACUAAGCAUGUAACGAAUAAACAUUCUGAUCAUCAAUCAUACUCAUAUAAAUUAGGAAACUAACGUUCAACCAUCUGAGGAUCGCUACUUUUAAGGAUAACAGUACUUAGUCUAGUCCAAAACUGAUACAGCUUUGCAAAGAGCAUCAAAUGAUGGCAUAUCAAAAAAAAAAAACAAAAUACACGAGUGCUCUUAUCGAUUGUGAAUAAAAGUAGGAGAGGAAUUUUCACAUUAAAAUGUGGUAUAUAAGUUCCUGCCAAACGAUGACUAUUAUUAGUUAGGUACAAAAGACAUCCUACAAUUUCUUGGGGUGGAACCUGAGCCAUUCCAACAUAGUAAUACAUUUUUAUUGAUGUUGAAUAAAAAAUUAUUACGAAUAAAUAAA